This is a messenger RNA of Cyprinodon variegatus (sheepshead minnow), 2484 nucleotides long. RefSeq lists its product as uncharacterized. The transcript has 10 exons. Gene Ontology annotation, molecular function: oxidoreductase activity. Lineage: Eukaryota; Metazoa; Chordata; Actinopteri; Cyprinodontiformes; Cyprinodontidae. The record is from RefSeq and is a predicted model, not a curated record. The coding region runs from base 128 to 1903 and encodes 591 amino acids.
UACAUGAGGGACACACGCUUCAGUACUGCAAGUCCACCACCGUCCGCUGCUUUAUGCCUGUUUUGAAGAAGCUCUGAUUUUUUUUUUUUUCCCAGCAGAUGAAAAGUGGCAUGUCUAUCAGACAGUCAUGCUAGAUGUGUUAAUAAUAGGCGGUGGCCCUCAUGCCUUGACCCUGGCGAGCUUGCUCUACAGCCCUGACCCUGAUCAAGACUCUGAUGGUGAAGAUGACUCUCUCACCUCCACCCCCAUUCUCUCAAACUUUGAAAAAUUCAAGCCCAAACCCUACAAAAAAAGGAGGAAGAGAAGGACAGCAGCAGGACAGACCACUAUGGAGCAAACCACAAGGCCAACAUUGCCAGAAAGCACUGUUUACCCCCCACUUAGCAUCCUGGUGGUAGAUACCUAUGGAGAAUGGGCAGCUCUGUGGGAAAGCCAGUUUACAGCUCUGAACAUCCCUCACCUUCGCUCACACACACUGGUGCACACAGACCCUUUCAAUAAGAAUGCUCUUCAGGAGUUUGUUCUCAAGAACAAUCGCUCAGCAGAGCUUCACAGCCUUCCAGAUCAUGUUCACAUUCUGGAUGAAAAUGCGUUCUUCAAUGAUAUGCGGCUCGGCAAAAAGGAGAAGAGACGUCUGAAUAUCCCCUCAACGCUAAAAAAGAGUUCUUCCUUCAGUUUACCAGGAACUAAACUCAUUGUGGAUUUUUUUAAAGAGCAGGUAAGGAGAUACAAAUUAGACAAAAUAAUGGUGAAGGGAACGGUGGAAAAAAUCAUUCCUGUAACCGGGGACACAAAAGGAGUGGAAGGAGACCAGAAAGCCCCAAGUAUGACUGUCAGAGAGACUGAAAAGGUGAAUGGUGAAUCAAGACAGAAAAUCCAACAUUUUUGCGUCGAACUUCAGGAUGGAAGAACCUUAAAAGCCCGGCAGGUUGUUUUGGCAACAGGUCCAACUCGUUCUCAAAUGUCCAACAUCCCUGAAUGGGUUGAAAACAUUGGAGAGAGUUACCCUGAGGGACGACUGCAACACACAGUUCAUCUUAUGCACAACCUGCCAAACUCUAAGCAAAGACACCUGGAAACAGAAAUUCAGAAGCAGGAGGAGACUUCGGCCAAUCAAGUAUGUGAGGCAGGGCAGAGAGUAAUGGUAGUUGGUGGAGGUCUGACCAGCGCUCAUGUCGUCUCAAUUGCCCUGCAGCAAGGGGCCAGCCAUGUGACAUGGGUCAUGAGAAAACACCUGCAGCUGAAACAAUUUGAUGUCGGUGACGUGGAGAGUCUGGUAGGCCGUUACUCUCAUGUGGAGCAUGGCAUAAAGAUGGAUGGCCAGGCCUACCUACGGCAGUUCUAUAAUGAACGCAGCCUUCACAAACGUCUGGCUAUGAUACGCCAGGCAAGGAAAGGAGGCGCCAUCACCCCAGAGGCAUACAUCCACCUUCAGCCAUCCAUAGAGAGUGGACAGGUGGAGCUGAAGACAUUCUGCCAGGUGAACGAGGCCAGCUGGUGUUACAGGUCCCAAACCUGGAAUCUGUCCCUCAGCUCUGGGGACCAAUGGACUGGAGAUAGGAUCUGGCUCGCAACUGGCUGCAAACUUGAUGUGAAACAGGACCCACUUCUUUCUGAUGUAAUGAAGAAAUUCCCGAUACAGGUGGUUGAUGGUUGGCCUUGUAUAUUAGAAAGCUUACAGUGGAUGGAAGGAUGCCCACUCUACCUGAUGGGACAGUACACUGCUCUUCAGAUUGGACCUCAUGCUGUAAAUCUAGCUGGAGGACAGGCUGCAAGCAUGAGAAUUGCCAAGGACAUUGUGCAUUACCAGAAGCAAAACAGAGAACAGGAUCCUCAAAUAGGACAAGUCAAAUCCAGAAUUGAAGAAUAUAUCAAGCAGAUGGAAGGACUUUUUUGGCUUUGAUUUUCCCCUUUUAACUUUCAGAUGUCAUUGAAAUAUAAGCUUCAUCUGUAACAUAUAGUAAUCAAUUGGUAUUCUAUAACAUGAUUAUGAGGGGCAUGAUUCAGAGGAGGACAUCAUGAACGUCAUAAAAUUGAAAAAGUAAAAAAAGGCCCCUUUGAUUGUGUUAUUAAGUUGUUUUCCAGUAUUGUGAUGUUUUGAAUUUUAGGAUUUUUUGUUUUGUUUUGUUUUUUGUGUUUUAUUUCGAUUUUCUUGUGGAUGUUCUGCAUUUUAUUUAUUCUUUAUUUUUCUAUUGUUUUACUGUUACCAGCUGGCAUUUUGACACAAAGCCCCUCUGGAGUCAAUAUAAAGUAGUUGUGUUGAAUUUUGUUUACAUUUUUUAAGUUUAAUCAAUGAAAUAGAAAAGUUGAAAUCACGAUUGAAAUAAUGAUGAUUACCCAUACAACUGGUUAACAUAUCAAUGCUGAAUCAAAGGUGAGUAAACACCAUUUCAACUGUUAUUUAAAAAACAAAGUGGGUAUUAUAUACCAGCUGUUUGCUAAAACCUUUUAUUGUGUUUUUGUGUGAAUGAAAGAAAAUAAAGA